Messenger RNA from Vicia villosa (hairy vetch), 2076 nucleotides. RefSeq names its product ALBINO3-like protein 1, chloroplastic. Gene Ontology annotation, molecular function: membrane insertase activity. Gene Ontology annotation, cellular component: chloroplast thylakoid membrane. Gene Ontology annotation, biological process: protein localization to chloroplast; protein insertion into membrane; thylakoid membrane organization. The record is from RefSeq and is a predicted model, not a curated record. NCBI's taxonomy places the organism in Eukaryota, Viridiplantae, Streptophyta, Magnoliopsida, Fabales, Fabaceae. The transcript has 11 exons. The coding region runs from base 176 to 1771 and encodes 531 amino acids.
GAAAAAAAAAAUUACAAACGCCUCCAACUAUAUCACCACAGUUGUAUGAACAAUUACUUCGCUUCCAUUUCCGUAGCUUCUUUUUCCACUACUCCGCUUACAGUUACAACGCUCGUAUCGAAGAACCGGUCGGUGAUAGGUUUUUUUAUCGAACCGGUUCGUUGCAAAGCAGAUAAUGGCGGCUCUAUUACCUUGCACACCGACUCUACUCUAUGCUCCGUUUGCGAGCCGGAGGAGGAGCCAUCUUCCGCUUAAACCUCACUCACAAGCCUUCUCUGGGUCUACGAAACGGUUUCUUCGCGGUUCUCUUUCCGUUGCCCGGUUCGGAUUACAGCCCGGUGUUUUACCCGAACCGGAUGACGCCGAAUUUGUUGUCAGGGAAUUGAUUAACCGAGCGGAGGGUUUGCUUUAUACAAUUGCCGAUGCUGCUGUUUCGUCUUCCGAUACGGUGGUAACCACCACCGCUGCGAAACAGAGUAACGAUUGGCUUUCGGGAAUUACCAAUUUUAUGGAGACGAUUCUCAAGGUAUUCAAGGAUGGACUUUCUACUUUGCAUGUGCCGUAUGCAUAUGGUUUUGCAAUUAUAAUGCUCACUGUUCUUGUAAAAGCGGCCACAUUUCCGUUGACAAGAAAGCAGGUAGAAUCUGCCAUGGCUAUGCGAUCUUUGCAACCUCAAGUAAAGGCUAUCCAGAAACAGUAUGCUGGGGAUCAGGAGAGAAUUCAACUUGAAACCGCUCGGUUAUAUAAAUUAGCCAACAUUAAUCCUCUAGCAGGAUGCCUGCCUCUUCUCUUAACAACACCAGUGUGGAUCGGGCUAUAUCGAGCCUUUUCUAAUGUGGCAGAUGAGGGACUCCUUAACGAAGGCUUCUUUUGGAUACCUUCUCUUUCUGGUCCUACUACAAUUGCAGCUCGGCAAAAUGGAAGUGGCAUCUCUUGGCUUUUUCCUUUUGUGGAUGGACACCCUCCCCUUGGAUGGCCAGAUACACUGGCUUACCUUGUCUUGCCUGUUUUACUGGUUGUCUCUCAAUACAUUUCUCUUCAAAUAAUUCAGUCAUCUCAGGCUACUGACCCCAACGUGAAGAGUUCUCAAAUCUUAAACAAGUUCCUUCCAUUAGUGAUUGGUUAUUUUUCUCUUUCGGUUCCUUCUGGUCUUAGCCUUUACUGGUUCACAAAUAAUAUAUUGAGCACUUUACAGCAAAUAUGGCUUCAAAAGUUAGGAGGUGCAAAAAAUCCUUUGAGACAAGUUCUAGAUGAUAAUCUGAAAAAUGACCUAAUACAGACUAUGAAGCCAGUAUCUAAAUUAAAUUCCACAAAAGUUGAAGAAACUAGAAAAGUUGAAAAGUUGACAUCAGAGGGGCCACAACCUGGUGACAGAUUUAAGCAAUUAAUGGAGCAAGAGGCAAGGAAGAAACAAAAGAGAGAAGAAGAAAAAAGGAAGGCUGAAGCAGCAGCAGCUAAAGCUAAUCAGGAGCAAACAAUUGAAGGGGAAAAUCAAGCUGUAAACGACUUAGUUGAAAAUUCCCAACCCGCGGCUGCUGAUACUUAUCCAUCUAUAUCGGGAGUAGUAAAUGGUAAUCCAUUAAGUAAGGACUUGGAGGGAAAUCAGAAUUCUACAUCCACAUCUGAUACUGAAAAUGAUGAAGGUUCUUCUCAUUUCAAUGCAGUAAACGAGAAAACUCUAGAAAAGGAACCAAGAGAAGUACUAACAACCACAGCUACUACAAACAAGCAACCUCAAGGAGAGGAUUCAGAUCACGUGGCAAAGGAUUGAUCGAUUAGAAGAGUUAGAAAUUCAGCUGCUGUAAGAUUGACUGGGCCAACUGGCAACUAUAGGCUAUGUUAGAGCUUAUAAAUGUGACCUUCCAUGCAAUUUGAGGUCUCUGGUUAAAAUGUUUUUUGCCAUAGAAAUGAUGCAAUGAACAAGAUUUGAGGUCUCUAGAAUUGCCAGAAUGGAAGGGCUUGGGUUUGUUUUAGAUUUUUGAUGGCUGAUUUUGCAGCUUCAUAGUUUGUGUUUGUAAUAUAUAUUUUUCAUCAAUUUUCUCUAACUAAUAAAUAAGUGCAAUACCCUUUAUAGAA